GUUAUGUUUACAUUCCGAUACAGCCACGCGCAUCAGCGCAUAAAUACGUGGGAAUUUGACUUUCGGAAUUAUUUACGAAUUCCGAUACAGUGGGAAACGUUGUAACUUUGCUGAAAAAAAGUCUUGGAAUACUUUUAUUUGGAUAUUUCAUGGAUAAAUCUAAAAUGUGCGACAUGAAAAUAUCACCAGUGCGACCUGAUACCUCAUCCUCUUAUUUAAGAAAGAUUAAGAAACCGCUGAUAGAGAGAAAGAGAAGAGAACGAAUUAACAACUGUCUGUCACAGCUGAAGACAAUACUUCUAGAAAACAUUAAACAAAAUGGAGGUACCCAGGUAUCUAAGCUCGACAAGGCAGAUAUUCUUGAGAUGACUGUGAGUCAUUUACGCCAAGUACAUCACCAGCAACUGUCGGCUGCCAUGGCAGCGAGCUCGAACGUUGUGCAGCGGUACCGUGAGGGCUACAUGGAGUGCGCAACCGAAGCUGUACGUUACAUGGAAACAUCUAGAGCAUAUCCGAAUGACAUGGUAAUGCGCGUGCGAACAAAUCUCGCUCCAAAAAUGGGAUAUCCUCAAGGACAUGCGCCUAGCAAUGAAUCUUUCCGUAGUGAAUACUAUGCUGUAAAUGACUUAAGUGCUUUAAGUGACAUUAGUGCUCCAAGCACACCCGUGAAAGUCAAAGUUGAAUCGCCAAGCUGUAGUGAUUCUGUUUCACCGGACAGUAGAUUUUGCAGUGCCUUUUCACCAUUACUCAUGCCAGUCCCACUUGUCAAAUGUGAUCAGGAACAUUCUAUACCAGCAAAGUGUUCAAGUGAUUCCUCGGACGAUUCAGUGCUCGAACAUGAAGACGACAACGUCAGACCAGGAUCUUCGCAAUCUAAACCUUCCCAGAGUUCUAAGCUAUCACUACCGGUGCGAGUUCCGGUUAGUGUUGGGGAUUCCCCGUCUCAGAAACAAGUCUGGAGACCGUUUUAAAAACGCUAUAGGACUGUUUUUACCACAAUGUUUUACACUAAAACGCUCAACCAAAAUGUGUUCUUAAUGCCCAAUGUGAUAUUUGCUGUUGUGUUUUGAAAUAAAAAAAAAA
Mercenaria mercenaria is the source of this 1083-nucleotide messenger RNA. RefSeq names its product enhancer of split m7 protein-like. NCBI's taxonomy places the organism in Eukaryota, Metazoa, Mollusca, Bivalvia, Venerida, Veneridae. Gene Ontology annotation, molecular function: protein dimerization activity; RNA polymerase II cis-regulatory region sequence-specific DNA binding; DNA-binding transcription factor activity, RNA polymerase II-specific. The transcript is spliced from 3 exons. Gene Ontology annotation, biological process: regulation of transcription by RNA polymerase II; anterior/posterior pattern specification; regulation of neurogenesis. The record is from RefSeq and is a predicted model, not a curated record. Bases 150 to 971 code for a protein of 273 amino acids. Gene Ontology annotation, cellular component: nucleus.